CUCAAACCAUUUUCCACUGUCCUUGUCUUGCAAAUCUCCUCCGCUUCUCCUCACCUACGGAUCCGUCGCCCUUGCCGGCGAUCUGCGUACAGUUUCCGGCCGAUUCCCUGCCCGGAGAGAUGUCGUCGGCGGCGCUGAAGGAGCAGCUGCACGGGCUGGUCAAUUCCAUGUUUCGGGAGGGACUGUUGGAUGAGCAAUUCACGCAGCUCCAGAUGUUACAAGAUGCGAACAAUCCUGGAUUUGUGGCAGAAGUGGUUGCGUUGUUCUGUGAGGACUCAGAAAGAAUCUUGGCAGAACUAACCAAAUACCUGGAUCAAGCUGUGGUUGAUUACCAGAAGGUUGAUGCCUAUGUUCACCAACUGAAAGGAAGUAGCUCAAGUGUGGGUGCUCAUCAUGUAAAACUUGCUUGCAUUGAGUUCCGUCAAUUUUGUGAGGACAACAACAGAGAUGGGUGUGCGCGCUCGUUGAAUAUGGUCAAGCAUGAAUAUUGUCAUCUGCGUAGUAAAUUCGAGACCAUGGUUCAGCUGGAGCAAAGAAUCCUUGCCUAUGAAUCCAAACAGCAGCAGUGAUGAGUGGGGCAUGUGACACUAAAAGAGCUCCUUCAGAUCUCUUCAGAUCUCUCUCUCUCUCUCUCUGGUGUUGUAGAUUUUCAUAGUUUCAAAAAAAAAUAAUAAAAAAAUCAAAGGGAUAGUAAUGUCUGCAGCAAGGAAAGAAAUGGUGUGUUUGGAUGACUUGUUUUUUGUUGAGUUCUCAUGUUAUAAUACAAGUUAGUAUUUUGAACCUCUCAAAAAAACCCCACUGAAAAUGGAUGAGGGUGGAUUGAGUUUGGCGAUCCACUGGACCCACUGGGGCAGGCAAAUGUGGGAUCUGGAUUGAAGUUGCAGUUUUGUUGCAACUUCAAUGGUGAUUUAUGAUGAUGAUAACAAUAAUGUCUGUAAAUAAGAAUCUCUUGCCAGUUUGGAUGGAGGAACUGGUUUGAUUGUA
Molecule: messenger RNA, 984 nt
Organism: Magnolia sinica
Lineage: Eukaryota; Viridiplantae; Streptophyta; Magnoliopsida; Magnoliales; Magnoliaceae
Product: histidine-containing phosphotransfer protein 2-like
Exons: 6
Coding region: 120-569 (149 amino acids)
Biological process (GO): phosphorelay signal transduction system; cytokinin-activated signaling pathway; phosphorylation
Cellular component (GO): cytoplasm; nucleus
Molecular function (GO): protein histidine kinase binding; histidine phosphotransfer kinase activity
Source: RefSeq, a predicted model, not a curated record